Messenger RNA from Zychaea mexicana, 902 nucleotides. RefSeq names its product ankyrin. Gene Ontology annotation, biological process: regulation of gene expression. NCBI's taxonomy places the organism in Eukaryota, Fungi, Mucoromycota, Mucoromycetes, Mucorales, Lichtheimiaceae. The coding region runs from base 279 to 791 and encodes 170 amino acids. The transcript is spliced from 5 exons. Gene Ontology annotation, cellular component: nucleus. The record is from RefSeq and is a predicted model, not a curated record. Gene Ontology annotation, molecular function: protein binding.
GUUUAUUGCCAAGAACUUAAUCUCUUAUUAGAGUUAUGCUUCAAAACGCGAUAUCAUAUAUGAACAUGUCGUGCUAUACGUGCUAGACAUGUAGACUAUACACAGACACUUACACUCACUUACACCAGCAACAACAUGUUCCUGUAGAUAACCAGUUUCCAUUUCAUGGGUAUGCGAAUUUAUGGAUAAAGCGGUAAAGCCAGGGAUGAACAAUUUCUCAACUUGCUAUCUUACAAAUCGUUUAAUACGCUGUCAAACGCUUGUUCAUAUAUAAUACCAUGGAGAAUGAGGAAGGCGCCUCGAAUAAUGAGCGAAUGCUUGCAGCAUGUCGCAACGAUCAAGAUGAUUUAUUAAAAGAGAUUUUAAAAGCGACUGAUAUCGAUGUGAACUUUUCUGACGCGAUUGGUGACACAACUCUACACUAUGCCGCAUCGUUUGGAUCCUUGGCAUGCUUGGAAAUAUUGGUGAAUCUUGAUGGAAUUAACUUAAACGCGCGCAAUCGAAUUGAAAAGAACACACCGCUUCAUAAAGCGGUUCAGUACACGGAAGAAGAUGUGGCCUUGGCCACGGUAGAUCUAUUAUUGGAAGCCGGUGCUGACCCUAGGAUCGAAAACGGAAACCGCAUGACACCAGCUAUGUUGGUAGAUCCAAAGAACGAUGAUAUGAAAGAGCUUUUCGAUAAUGCAUUAGCAGGAUACGAAGUGGAUGAUUCCGAUAUUGCGGAGGAUUAUGCAGACGAAGGCGAUGUAGGAGCAGCGGGGGAAUACAACAGUGACGAUUAUGAGCAAUAAAAAAGAGUAAUCAUAAGUAAGAGGUUUCAGCUAAUAGUUGUCAUUGAAUUAUCGAAAAUCUUUGCCAAUUGCUCGGCAGCUGGAGCCUUGUUAGGAGUUAGCUUGGUGACC